AUGGGUGACGUCCUGUCCCUCGCGGACGGCCAGGCGCGGCACAGCGUGGAGGAGUUCUACGCCGGGUCGCUGUGGAAAGUCUCCGUCCAAGCCUUCUCGGACGAGGACCCGAAGGGUCGAAAGACGCUCGGCCUGUUUCUGCAUCGACGGCCGGCGAGAGACCCGCUCAUUCCGCACUCGCCCGCGUCGUUCAACCUGAGCGCGGUGGACUCCGCGCUGACGCACGCGACGGCGACGACGGGCGGCGGCGGCGGCGGCGGCUCCCGGUCGCAGCCGCACGCGCAGAGCGUCGCCGGCGAGCCGUCGUCGUCGCCGUCGUCGUCGGACGUGAACCACGCGCGGCUGCAGGUGUCCGGGUACUGCGACGCGAGAGAGACGGUGAGCGUUCGGUACGAACUGCUGUGCCCCUCCAAGUCGGAGAUCGUCCGACUCGGAAGCUUGGCCCCGAGCACGAAGGCGACGACGCUGCCGCGCGCGCCGAAGGGCUGGGGAUGGAGGACCGCGAUGCUAUGCGACGAUCUGAGCGCGAUGAGCACCGCGGAGGGGGGGUUACGCGUCGGCGCGGUGAUUCAACUCGCGGACGCCGCCGCCGAGGAGGACGGCGCGCUCGAGGUGAAACUCCUGUGA
Molecule: messenger RNA, 627 nt
Organism: Micromonas pusilla CCMP1545
Lineage: Eukaryota; Viridiplantae; Chlorophyta; Mamiellophyceae; Mamiellales; Mamiellaceae
Exons: 3
Coding region: 1-627 (208 amino acids)
Source: RefSeq, a predicted model, not a curated record